Molecule: messenger RNA, 1336 nt
Organism: Racocetra fulgida
Lineage: Eukaryota; Fungi; Glomeromycota; Glomeromycetes; Diversisporales; Gigasporaceae
Source: the annotation of a GenBank genome assembly
AUGGAAGUCGAAGAAAAUCAAUCCAAUUUAAAUAUUUAUGAUCAUAAAAUUAUUUUAGAAAAUCAAGAAAAAUUUACACAACAAUUCAUAAACCAUGAGAAUAAAUUUAAAAAAUAUCGACAAUAUUAUACCGAGCGACAAUUUUUACAGUUUUUAGAUAAAUUACAAUCAUUCUCACAAGCACAGCAGCAAUUCUUAUUAGAACAACAAGAUUUAUUACAACAACCUUUGCAGCAACAGGAACAACAACCUUUACAACGACAAGAACGACAAAACUUAUUACAAGAACAACAACUUUCACAACAAGAACAACUUUUGCAACAAGCACCACAAAAUUUACAAGAACGACAUUUACAACAACAAGAACAGCAGCAUUUACAAGAACAGCAGAAUUUACGACAACAAGAACAGCAACAUUUACAACAACAAGAACAGCUUUUAUCACAAGGUCAACAACAUUUAGAUUGGCACCAACUACUUAUAAAACAAAUACAACAACUGAAAUAUCAAUUGCAACAACAAUUACAAUAUCCUUUAGAGCUGCAGAAAGAUCUUUUGCAAAGGCAAGAAGGAUUGUUACAAAACAUCCGGCAAUUUCCGAAACAGCUAUGUGAUGCCUUAAUUUAUCAACAAACUACACAACUAGAACAAGAUAUCAUAAAAAACUUGCAAUCUUUCGAUAAAAUCUUAUCGGAUCAACAACAAUUCAUAAGUGACCAACAACAGCUUAUACGAGGGAAGCAAAUUUAUGUAAAUGAACAAAUCGAUAAAGCAAACUGUUUUGACUUUGAAAAUGACUAUGUAAUCAUUAGUAAAGAUGUUUACAAUGCUCAUAUUCAAAGAUAUCAAGAUCCUUCUUACUUAACAUGUAGUAUCCUAAAAUCUAUUAUUCUCGCUCCUAAUAACGCUAAUAACGCAAAUGGUGUGAUAAAUUCAAGAAAUAUCGGUUCUGGAUGGUGGUCUUGGCAAAAUUCUAAUCAGUCUAAUCAGUCUAAUCAGUCUAAUCAGCUUCAAGAUCUUCAAUUAAAAAAUAAAUCACUUGAGAGUAAAUAUAAUCAACUUCUAACUGACCAUCAAAAUCUUAAAUCUGACUAUGAAUUUAUUGAGAUAAAUUAUCAAAAACUUAAAACAAAUUCUCAAAAUGAUCGUGAAGAUUUAUUAAAAAGGCUAAAUAAUCUGAAAAAAGCUAAUGAUGAUUUAAAAAAAGAAGCUACAAAGUAUCAAUUGGCCUUGGGUAAUGCAACAAGUUCUCACUUAGAAGCUCAAGAUUUUGAUAGCGCUAGUCAAUUAUCAAAGGAUAUUCGUAUUUUACAUAACCGUUUAGAAAAAUUUUGUG